AUGAUGAAGGACAACCACACCACGGUCACUGAAUUUCUUCUGAUGGGAUUCCAAAAUCUUCAUAGUUUCCAUAUCCCACUUUUUCUGCUUCUCAUUUUCCUUUAUUCCGUAACGGUCACCGGAAAUCUUCUGAUCAUCAUGCUCGUAUCAGUCAAUCAACAGCUGAAAUGUCCCAUGUAUUUCUUUCUCAGCCACCUGUCUCUUUGUGAUAUCUUAAUUAGUUCUAAUGUUGGCCCCAAUACCCUACAAGUGAUAUUAACAGGUAGGUGUCCCAUAUCUGCCCUUGGAUGCCUCAUCCAGCUGUAUUUCUUUGGUGCCUCUGCACUUAUCGAAUGCUGCUUGCUGACCGUGAUGUCCUACGACCGAUAUCUGGCCAUUUGCAACCCAUUGCGCUAUCCGUCCAUUAUGAAUGUCAAGCUCCCUUAUUAUCUGGCGAUUUGGUGUUGGACGGCUGGUUUUGCGUUAUCAUUUAUUACAGAGGUUCUUGUGUUUGAGUUGGAGUUCUGUGGGCCAAAUAUCAUAGAUCAUUUCUUCUGUGACCUUGCUCCUCUCCUUGAACUUUCAUGCUCGGAUACAUCACUUGUAGAAAUCCAGGUAUCUAUAAACGUAAUUUUAAUUGUAAUCUCGCAGCUAGUCAUUGUCGUUGCAACUUACAUCUGUAUUUUCAGUUCUAUCUUUCGGAUCUCAACCAGCACCGGGAGACAGAAAACCUUCUCCACUUGCAGCUCCCACCUUGCUGUUGUGUCAAUAUAUUAUGGAACUCUAAUUACUCUUUAUAUGGCUCCAUCAAGAGGAUAUUCCUUAGAACUCAACAAAGCAUUGUCCCUUCUGAACACUGUGUUGACCCCUCUGUUCAAUCCCAUAAUAUACAGCUUAAGAAACAAGGAUAUCAGAAAAGCUAUAAUAAAAUUUUUAAUGGGGAUCUCCUCUGUAAAACUCAAGGGAUAA
Spea bombifrons (plains spadefoot toad) is the source of this 948-nucleotide messenger RNA. Its product is annotated as olfactory receptor 5AS1-like. Gene Ontology annotation, molecular function: olfactory receptor activity; G protein-coupled receptor activity. The record is from RefSeq and is a predicted model, not a curated record. Gene Ontology annotation, cellular component: membrane. Bases 1 to 948 code for a protein of 315 amino acids. NCBI's taxonomy places the organism in Eukaryota, Metazoa, Chordata, Amphibia, Anura, Pelobatidae. The transcript has a single exon. Gene Ontology annotation, biological process: G protein-coupled receptor signaling pathway.